This is a messenger RNA of Aphis gossypii (cotton aphid), 585 nucleotides long. RefSeq names its product lachesin-like. Lineage: Eukaryota; Metazoa; Arthropoda; Insecta; Hemiptera; Aphididae. The record is from RefSeq and is a predicted model, not a curated record. Bases 1 to 585 code for a protein of 194 amino acids. Gene Ontology annotation, cellular component: neuron projection. The transcript is spliced from 4 exons.
AUGGCUGACUGGAAUAAAAAAUGGCGAAUCAAAAUUCAAAAUCCAAAUCUCUUCUUACUACAUUCGUCAUAUGUAUCUGCUGACACCGAGUUAUUGGUGUGUAGACCACCAUUCAUUUACGAUAAUUCCACCAGAUCAUUAGUUGUAGUAGAAGGUCAAUCAGUGAAACUUGCAUGUUUUGCUGGUGGAUAUCCUACUCCAAAAAUUUUCUGGAGGAAACCUAAUAACCCAAUAUUUUCUAUGGGUAACAUUUUGAAAAUUCCUGCUAUAAAAAAAGAAGAUCGUGGAAACUACUACUGUAUAGCUGGAAAUGGUGUCGGAAAUGAUACCAGCCGUAGAAUUUCCAUAUCAGUAGAAUUUCCUCCAGUUAUAACUGCUUUACAAACUAGUGUGGGACAAGCUGUGCUUUAUGACGCAUAUCUUGAAUGUCAUGUUGAGGCGAAUCCUCAACCAGCCAUCUCUUGGAUAUAUAAAGGAAUAGAAAUAUCUAAUAAUCAACAUUACUGGAUAUCAGAUUCUGUUACUGCUGAUGACAAAACGGACAAAACGGUAUUACCACAAUGUCCUUUCGUCUGUAAAGAUUAA